AGUGCAGCUUGGGGGGCUUCCCCCCCUCUCUCUCGCUCUCCCUCAUCCGAUGCAUGCGUUUGAUCCCGAUGAGUGUCGGCUGCGUGGGGGGCUCUGUCUGUUCAGUGCCCCCCAGUGCUCUGGAGCCUGGGCGGGUUGAAGAGGAGGAGGAGGAGGAGGAAGAAGAGAGGAAGCUAAAGGGGGGAGCCCAUUUUCUUCCUUGCAGACGGAUCGCUGGCUGGAUUGCAAUUUGCAAAGGGAGCAUGAUUGUUGGUAUAGGAAGUGUCUGCUUUUUUUUUAAAAGCCGGGUUAUUCAAAAAACCCCUUUGGUGCAAUUCUCCGAACAACACCUUGCGCGCCACAUCUGUGCUCUGCUAGCUGUGGAGAUGGACAGAUGUCAGGGGAAGCACCGGCAGUUCGUACCGAGGAUGGCGGAGCCUCGCUUUAACAACCCCUACUUCUGGCCGCCCCCUCCCACCAUGCCCAGCCAGCUGGACAACUUGGUUCUGAUCAAUAAAAUCAAGGAGCAGCUGAUGGCAGAGAAGAUCCGGCCCCCUCACCUGCCCCCCACCUCGGUGUCCUCCCAGCAGCCCCUGCUGGUGCCCCCCUCGCCUGCGGAGAGCAGCCAGUCCAUCAUGUCCCUCCCCAAAUUGCAGCAGGUCCCCGGGCUGCAUCCGCAGGCCGUGCCCCAGCCCGACGUGGCCCUGCAUGCCCGGCCGGCCACCAGCACGGUGACAGGUUUGGGGCUGAGCUCCCGAGCCCCGGUGGUCAGCACCUCGGAGUCCAGCACUGGCACCAGCACCCCCUCCACGCCCACCUCCACCAGCCAGAGCAGACUCAUCGCCUCCUCGCCCACCCUCAUCUCAGGGAUCACCAGCCCCCCUCUCCUGGACUCCAUCAAGACAAUCCAGGGGCACAGCCUGCUGGGGGCGCCCAAGGCAGAGCGGGGGCGGAAGAAGAUCAAGGCCGAGAACCCGUCGGGGCCACCCGUCCUGGUGGUGCCCUACCCCAUCCUGGCCUCGGGAGAGACCGCCAAGGAGGGCAAAACCUACAGGUGUAAAGUCUGCCCCCUGACCUUCUUCACCAAGUCGGAGAUGCAGAUCCACUCCAAGUCGCACACAGAGGCCAAACCCCACAAGUGCCCGCACUGCUCCAAAUCCUUCGCCAACGCCUCCUACCUGGCCCAGCACCUGCGCAUCCACCUGGGCGUGAAGCCGUAUCACUGCUCCUACUGCGAGAAAUCCUUCCGCCAGCUCUCCCACCUCCAGCAGCACACCAGAAUUCACACUGGCGACAGACCCUACAAGUGCCCGCAUCCUGGCUGUGAAAAGGCCUUCACGCAGCUCUCCAACCUCCAGGUCAGCCCAGCACUCGCCUCAAAGGACGGAGUCACCCGGCAUCCCGGUGCGGAUCUCGCUCAUCUAAACCGGGGUUCCCUCGCCCCCCACCUUGUGCAGCUCCCCCAUUCCGGCCUGCCCGGGGCCAGAGGGCGGCUUGGAGAUGAUCACACGGAGUAUUUGAUGAAGCACAUGUCCAAACACACCGUGGUGGAACACCUGGUGAGCCAGCACUCGCCUCAAAGGACGGAGUCACCCGGCAUCCCGGUGCGGAUCUCGCUCAUCUAAACCGGGGUUCCCUCGCCCCCCACCUUGUGCAGCUCCCCCAUUCCGGCCUGCCCGGGGCCAGAGGGCGGCUUGGAGAUGAUCACACGGACCACCCCCCAGCACCGCUACCGAGCGCCCUGCCCGCCGGGCCAGGGGGAGCGACCGAGAAGACCCGCGUCUCUUAGGAGAAAUGAAUGACUGAAUUCAUGUCUGGAGAACGCCCCUCGGCCCUGGCCCCGCACCCUGAACCCUGCCAGGAGAGCCAGGGACUCGCCCACAGGUUUGGUGACAUCCAAAGACAAUUUCAGAGCACUUUGAAUCUCUGUGUUUGGUUUCUUCAUUUUCUUUCUUUUUGUUUUGUUUUGUUCCUUUCUUUCUGCCCUCGCCCCCGUCCUCCCCGCUCCCCUCUGGAUAUGCGCAGAGAUAGAUCUGUAUUGGCCGAGACGUUGGUGCUGCUAAAACUGAACCCCCGCCCUGGACAGAGAAGCGCUGGCGGGGGUGGCAGGCAGGAUCCCGGGCCUGGCGCUCCGGCUCCUCCGCUCUCAGGACGAGACUCUGGGAUGUGCCCAGCCUGGUGCUUAGUACCUGCUGCCCCUCCCGGACUCUCUCUUGGGAGCCCCUGGGAGGCCCCGGAGGGGGCUGGCUUCGCUCGCCGGCUGGGGUGAGAUCUGCAGGCGCUGGCGAGGGGUCGGGUGCUGGAGCCACGGCCCCAGGAGGAGGGCCCGGUUCCGCAGACGCCCUGCUCCGCCCUUGGUCUGAUUUUGGUGGUUUCCUUUGGUCUGUUGAAUUGGUUCUGGUUCGAGCUGUGGGGGGCGCUGGCUGCACGUUGCCCCUGCGGCGCGGGGCGUCCCGGCUGCAGGGAAGCGGUGGCUUCGGGAGCCCACGCCCGCCUCCCACAGGGCCACCCCUGUGCCGAAGGGCAGCCCACAGGUCCCAGCGUGCCACGUUCCCCUUGGGGCUAAGCAGGGUCCCCCAGAUGGUGCCAGCGCACUGUCUGCUGGGAGCAUCGUGGGGGGGUAGCGAGUUGGCAGGUGGUGGCCAGCUCUGGUAUCCGCCUCGCUGGGGGCUGCCCUUUCCAGCCCCUGACUCUGCUAGGCCAGGUGUGGCACGUGGCAGGGAGGGGCACUUGGGCCCUGGGCUGAAGGGGUGUGGGGCUCACAGCAGGAGCUCUGAGGGGGGCGUGUGAGGGGUGCCCUCCACAGGCUAAGCAGGGGCUCCACAGCAGCCCAGGCUACCAGGGCUUCCAGAGCAGCAGCCGCCCGGGCCAGGGGCCCUGGGAUCUCCUCUCCCCCUCACUUCCUGGAGCCCGGUUGCCUGGAUUGGGCCCCCGGCAGAGUGUUGCUGGCCUGGUGCCCACCGGGACAUCUGCUGGCUGGCGUGGGCCCCGCGAGCUCUGCGUACGCUGGCCUGGGACUGGCCCCGGUGCCCUGUGCGCCACUCAGUUCUGCAUGGGGCUGGCGCUCGGCCAGGGCCGGGCUUUGGGCUGUACGCGGGCCGGCGGGAGUUGCGGGCCAGGUGGCUCGCAGGCGGGGCUGGGCUGAGCAGCCGUGACGGAGGCGGGGGGUGUCGACGGGCGGGGGGGGGCGGGGGCAGCCUGCCUUGCCCUGUUGCUGGCGCUGGGGCUGAGCCCUGACUUUAGCGCUGCGUGGACCUGUUGGAUUCUGCUGCCGGAGGUCAGUGGAGUAGGAGCAAGCUGAGCCCCGCGGCUCCUGGCUAGAGGUGCCAGAGCAGCUCCCUCCCCAGCAAGGGGGCAGGAAAGCCAGCGUGCCCUGGGGCAGUGCCCGUGGAGUUGGCUCUCCGUCCUGGGACUGCGUGGCGGGUCAGGUGGGUGAUGGGACAAACACUGAGCGGUCUGCGUUCCCGGAACGGCAUUUCUCCCCCUUGCCCUCGGAGCAGCUGCACCCCCGGAAACCAGCCCCAACAGUGCAGUCCCACAGCAGGGCCGUGGAGCAAGCUUGGGGGAGAAAUCUGGCAACACAAGGCCCCGCCCUUCCCUGGGUCACCCCAUUGUGUCCAGGAGAGGUAUGGUUCUCGCUGCUCCACCUGUGAUCCCCUCAGGACAGCUGGCACCCCAGCUUCCUCUCUGGCCUUGGGGGGCUGCAGAGCCUGCUGCCAGGGCAGAUGGGCCGGAGCGUGACUCCCCCGGCGAGGGGGCUGUGCAUCUGCUCCCCCGGCCCUGCCCUGCUGCGCCGCCUGUUCCACGCACGGAGACGCAAAGAGCAGAAGGGACUCUUCCAGAUGUGGCAACGCCUGCAGGGCAGCAGGUUUGGAGGGGCCUGAGCCAGCCAGAGCGACGGCGGCGGCAGCAGGAACCAACCCACCAGGGCAGUAUCCUUCGGGCAGGAGCUCCGCUACUCUGGCAGGGCCGUGGGAGGGUCUCGGUGGGAGCUGGUGCGGCUGGCUGCUCACUCCCCAAUCCAGCAGGAGGCGCUGUGCAUUGUCCAAGAAAACACCCUCCCCAGCAGGAGUCGUCCUGCCAGACCAAAUCCCCCAACCAAGAGAGCUUGAUGCUAGCAGAACGGACCCCUCCCCUCCCCACCAGCAAUUCAGAGAUCCCUUCCCAUGGGGUGAAACCAGCCCAGUAUGGGAUUGAAAAAGCAGCAAGCAGAUGGGCCCCUCUUGGGAAAGCCACGCCCAUGCCGGAGUGUGUGUGCAGAUACAUGGGGUUAUAGAUAUAGAUAGAUAUAUAUGUGUGUGUGUUUGUGUGGGUAUAUAUAUAUCUAUAGAUAUAGAUAGCACCUAUGUAUAAAGGCCCGCUCCUGAAUGCCCGGCACCCCCAGCUCUCCAAAAAAGACUAGACAAAACCGCAUAUAUAUUAUGUACUCUUUGGUUCCGUUUUGGAUAUUAACUGUGUUAUUUUUAUACACUUUUUAAGCCUUAACUAUAUCAUUGUUUUACCAGGUUGUUUGUUUAUUGCCUAUUCUGUUUAUUAAUUUGAUUCUCUUUUUAACCUGCCCCCUGCCCGGACCUUUGUUUCUGAAUCGAUGUUGUACGAUAUUCAAUAUUGUAACCUUUUUGUCAGCAUGUUAAUACUGUGUAAAUAUGCCUCUUAUACAUACUGUUAACACAUCUUUUUUUCAUUUUUUUCUAUAUGAAAACCCAGGCCACGUGUCUCUAGAUCUAGUUAUUACCUUAUUGGAAAAGAAAAAAAAAAAAGGACUCUCCCUCCCCCUUCUCUCUGUCUUGCAUUGUGGUUAACGGAAAGACAUGAAGAGGCUGCGGCUUCCGCAUCGAAAGUUUGCAUUAUGUUUAAAAGGAAAAAAAAAAAAGUUUUAAAAAAAUUCAGAACAAUUUUGCUCUUUGUAUUUCUGUUGUGAAAACAAAUAAACUGUCCAUGCAAACUUCUCAA
Molecule: messenger RNA, 4932 nt
Organism: Pelodiscus sinensis (Chinese soft-shelled turtle)
Lineage: Eukaryota; Metazoa; Chordata; Testudines; Trionychidae
Source: RefSeq, a predicted model, not a curated record